UUCAUUUAUGAUUAAAUAAUAUACAGUUUAAAAACCAAGUUAAAACGAUUUCAUCAGUAUUUUAUUGUGAAAUGUUAAAAAGGAUGCGCUUUGCAUUAUGGGAGAGAGACGCUCACUUGUACACACGCAGAGAGAAGCAGACACAUGGUGAUAGCGUUCCUCCUGUUACGUUUUAUCCUACGCCCGCGAAAGCAAUGGCUUUUCACUCACAAGUUUUCACCUGUCAUCCAUGACAUGUUAAUAAAGGAGCAAGGCGCUCACGUCCUGGCUCGUGAAAACCGAGUUUGGCUGGCUGUUUAACUGCGUUGACAUACAAGCGGUAUAUAACAUGUAGAGAGAACAGUACAGUGAAAAGCCAUGCCAUCAGUGGAUGUAAAGUAAAACAACACAGCCAUGGACAUCGAAACCAGUGUCAGAGAUGAUCAGGCUAAGUCAGAAGCUAGCCUCAAGAAUUCCAUUGCAUCUAAAUCUUACAAAUCUGCAUGUAAAGCAAGCUCUAGACACUCAGCCUCUUCCAAGCCUUCUGUUGCUGAAGCAGCCAUCAGAGCCAGAGCUUCAGCCGAAGCAGCACGUACCAAGUCAGCCUAUGCUAAAAAGCAGUUGGAAAUUAAAAAGGAGAAAGCCAGAUUAGACCUGGAAAAAACUACUCUGGAAGCAGAUUUAGAGGUCUUGGAGAUCUAAAAAGAAGCAGCAGCUGCUUGCGUCGAAGCUGAGGUCCUAGAAGCAGCUGCAGCUAUGGAAAAUGAGGAUGUGCAAAGCGAGAAGAGCACUGUUCCACCGCAAGUAGUUCAACAGAGAAUUGAGGAUUAUGUGCAACGCCAAACACAGUUCAGUCUGCAAGCCAACGCUCCACCCACACAUAACGAGGUUUCUCACUGUAUGAAAAAAUCUUCUCCGGCGACAUCACCUGCAGUCAAGGAGGAAAAGCACACACAUAUCUUCACACCUCUAGCCAAUGAGAAUAUGUGUGCAGCCAAUUGCACACCUACUCCAAAUCCACAAAAUAACCUACAAAGACAAUUUAUCACAGAAAACUUACUCACUCCUGGUCCAGUGGAUAACCAGCAAAGACAAUACAAUCAGCACCUUCCUCAGUACACCAGCAGCCCACCUAUGAUAGACUUUGCCAAGUUUCUUGCUGCACGCAGAGUUGGUGACCACAGGCCUCUCAAAAUUCGACGACUCACCAGAGAACUUCAGAGCAUGGCAGUCAUCGUUUCUCAAUGCAACACAGGACUUGGAGCUCACGUACAGCGAACAACUGGACCUCUUAGUGAAGUGGCUUGGUAAGGAGUCUUCUGAACACAUAAAAAGAAUCCGAGCUGUUCAUGUUGCCAACCCCAAAGCUGCUCUCGAAUUGUCUUGGGAUAGACUUCAGGAGUGCUAUGCCACACCAGAAAUAGUUGAAAAUGCCUCGUUUAAAAGACUGGAUAGUUUCCCCCGUCUAUCUGCAAAGGACAACACAAAACUGAGAGAACUUAGCGAUCUUCUCAUGGAGCUGCUGGUGGCAAAAAGUGAUGGCUAUCUUCUUGGACUUGCUUACCUCGACACUCCUCGUGGAAUAAAGCCUAUUGUAGAAAAAUUGCCCCCAGGCCUACAGGACAAAUGGCUCAGCAUAGGUUCCAGAUACAAGGAAGAACACAGAGUGACAUUCCCUCCCUAUUCCUUUUUUGUGGACUUUGUUUAUGGCCAAGCCAAGGCCAGAAAUGACCCACGCUUUGUCUUGUCCAACAACAAAGAUGAAAAAGCCCCAUUUAACCCGAGUGGGUUCAAGACUGCUGUAUCUGUGCAUAAGACAAAUGUCACUACAAGUUCUGAUGCAGGCCCAAUGAUCCUGUUCGCUAUUGCCCUGUUCACAAGAAGACUCAUCCUCUGGCUAAAUGUAGAGCCUUCAGAAUGAAAACAUUGAACGAAAAAACAUCUUAAAAGAGCGCAAGUGGUGCUUUAAGUGCUGCUUCCCAAACCACCUAGCUAAAGACUGUCAGACUAUCCUGAAAUGUACCGAGUGUGAGAGUGACAGACACUGUUUUGCAAUGCAUCCAGACUCAGUCCAUCUCUCUGCUCCAUCACCCACAACUGAGCCAGAUGCAGAACCUCAAGACAGCCGUGCACUUGAGGUGACGUCAAGGUGCACCAAGGUCUGCAGUGAAGGCAGCACUUCUCGGUCCUGUUCAAAGGUGUGUUUGGUACAAGUCUUUCCUCGAGGUCAGUCAGAACCUUCUGUCAAAAUGUAUGUCAUCCUUGAUGAUCAAAGCAACCGUUCACUUGCUCGCUCUGAAUUUUUCCACCUGUUUGGGGUUGAAAGCAACCUGUCACCAUAUUUGAUGAAAACGUGUGCAGGUACAACAGAGAUGACAGGAAGAAAAGCAGUGGGCUUUCAAAUUGAAGCUGUAAAUGGAGGUGUAUGCAUGGAUCUCCCACCUCUCGAGUGCAAUUAAAUAAUGACCAACAGAUCUGAAAUACCAACACCAGAGGUCGCCCUUGCACAUGCCCACUUAAAACACAUUGCACCCCAAAUUCCAGAGCUAGACCCUAAUGCUCAGAUGAUGAUUCUACUGGGGAGAGACAUGAUACAGGUGCACAAAGUGAGACAGCAAGUAAAUGGACCUCAUAACGCACCCUUUGCUCAGCGCCUGGACUUGGGCUGGGUGAUUGUGGGUGAAGUGUGCGUCGACAAUGCUCAUAAACCUGUUGUAACUGCCUUCAAGACUCACAUCUUACAGAACAGACGUCCAUCUCUCCUCACUCCUUGCCACAACAGCUUUGAUGUAAAAGAAAAACCAAGCUACAGCGGGGAGCAAAGGAGUGGCCAUUUUAGAUGCACAUCAAAGCCUUCGUCAGCAGAAGACAAACUAGGGCUCAAAGUGUUUCAACGUACAGAGAAGAAGGACAAGUGUGCCAUGUCCUUCAAGGAUGAGACGUUUCUAAAAAUCAUGGAGAAAGAAGUCCAUCAGGAUGAAAUGAACAGUUGGAUUGCCCCUUUGCCGUUCAGGUCGCCUCGUCUCUCCCAGAUAAUAGAGAGCAGCCCUUGUCUCGCCUCAGCUCUUUAAGAUGCACCCUCAACAAAAAUCCUGAAAUGAAACAGCAGUUUUCUGCCUUCAUGGAAAAGCUGUUUGAGAACCAGCAUGCAGAGUCGGCACCACCAGUCCAUGAGCAACGUGAAUGCUGGUACCUGCCCAUCUUCGGUGUAUAUCACCCCCAGAAGCCAGCACAGAUACGAGUCGUGUUUGACUCAAGCGCCCAGCAACAAGGAGUCUCCCUCACCGCAGUCCUGCUGAAAGGGCCUGACCUCAAUAACACUCUCCUGGGUGUCUUGUUACGGUUCAGAAAAGACCUUGUUGCAGUCACUGCUGAUAUUCAACAAAUGUUUUAUGGCUUCCUGGUGAGAGCUGACCACAGAGACUAUCUGAGAUUCCUAUGACACAAGGAUAAUGACCUGUUGAAAGAGGUGUAUCGCAUGUCUUUAAAAACAGCCCGUCUCCAGCAGUCACUAUAUAGUCUCCAGAGAGCAGCUCAGCAAGGUGAGCCAAAGUUUGGAGCAGACACCAGACAGUUUGUUGAGAGACAUUUCUAUGUGGAUGACGGACUGAUAUCGCUUCCCACAGAGUCUGCAGCUAUAGACUUGCUGAAGUGUACUUGUGCAUCGCUUGCUGAGUCGAACCUGAAACUCCACAAAAUUGCUUCGAACAGCCUCGCUGUGAUGCAGGCCUUUGAACCUGUGGAACUAGCUUCCGGCAUCAAAGAUUUGGGUCUUGAUGAAGAAACCCUGCCAACCCAAAGGAACCUGGGAUUGUGCUGGGAUUUAAACACAGACACUUUCACAUUCAAAGUAGCUGUUGCUAACAAGCCAUACACUCGCCGUGGAGUACUGUCCAUUAUUAACAGCAUAUUUGGCCCAUUAGGACUGACAGCACUGGUGACAGUUAGGGGCAAAUUAUUGUUGAGAGAGCUGGCUGGUGGAAUUCAGGAUUGGGAUGCCCUUCUUCCUGAUGACAAACUGAGUACAUGGGAGGCGUGGAAAUCAUCGCUCCAGGAGCUGAGCAGCCUUAACAUACCUCGCUGUUACGUACCAAUGUCAGUCUCAAGAUCCUCGUACACCGAACUCUGUCUCUUUUCUGACGCCUCAAACUGGGCCAUAGGGGCAGUAGCUUAUCUACGAGCUGUCACCGAAGAUGGUCGCUGUGAAGUUGGAUUUGUGCUAGGGAAAGCAAAACUAGCACCGCAGCCUGAGCCUACAAUUCCCCGACUCGAGCUAUGUGGGGCUGUUCUGGCAGUUGAGAUGGCAGAGCUCAUUUUAGAUGAACUGGAUCACAAGCCAGAUGCAGUGAAGUUUUAUUGUGACAGCAGAGUGGUCCUUGGAUACAUCUGUAAUGACUCAAAAUGCUUUUUUGUGUACGUCAGGGAUUAAAGCAAAAAAAUUUCAUUUGACUGAAUUUUUUUUUCAUGUCAAAAUCACUGGCCACUUAUAAAAAUGUGG
Messenger RNA from Amphiprion ocellaris (clown anemonefish), 4477 nucleotides. RefSeq lists its product as uncharacterized. The record is from RefSeq and is a predicted model, not a curated record. The transcript has 2 exons. Bases 3458 to 4408 code for a protein of 316 amino acids. Lineage: Eukaryota; Metazoa; Chordata; Actinopteri; Pomacentridae.